This is a messenger RNA of Lasiodiplodia theobromae, 1119 nucleotides long. Its product is annotated as Phospho-2-dehydro-3-deoxyheptonate aldolase. The record is from RefSeq and is a predicted model, not a curated record. The transcript is spliced from 3 exons. Gene Ontology annotation, molecular function: 3-deoxy-7-phosphoheptulonate synthase activity. The coding region runs from base 1 to 1119 and encodes 372 amino acids. Gene Ontology annotation, cellular component: cytoplasm. Gene Ontology annotation, biological process: aromatic amino acid biosynthetic process. NCBI's taxonomy places the organism in Eukaryota, Fungi, Ascomycota, Dothideomycetes, Botryosphaeriales, Botryosphaeriaceae.
AUGGCUGGCCAGUUCUACAUAGAAAACAAGAACGUCGGCGACAAGAACAACUCGGAGGACUGGCGCAUCCGCGGCUACAAUCCCCUGACCCCGCCCGAUUUGCUGCAGCACGAGAUCAAGCAGACGCAGAAGUCGAAAGAGACGGUCAUCGCCGGCCGCAAUGAAGCCGUUGACAUCGUCCAAGGCCGCGACGACAAGAGGCGCCUCCUUGUCGUUAUUGGCCCCUGCUCCAUCCACGACCCCGAGAUGGCGCUCGAAUACUGCGACCGCCUGCUUCAGCUGAAGGAAAAGCACAAGGACGAGCUGCUCAUCGUCAUGCGCUCUUACCUCGAGAAACCGCGCACCACCGUGGGCUGGAAGGGCUUGAUCAACGACCCCGACAUUGACAACUCUUUCCAGAUCAACAAGGGCCUUAGGAUAUCGCGCCAGCUCUUCGUCGACUUGACCGAGCGUGGCAUGCCCAUCGCGAGCGAGAUGCUGGACACAAUCUCGCCGCAGUUCCUGGCCGAUCUGCUGAGCGUGGGCGCCGUGGGCGCCAGGACGACCGAGAGCCAGCUGCACCGUGAGCUUGCCUCUGGCUUGUCCUUCCCCGUCGGCUUCAAGAACGGCACCGAUGGUACCCUCGGCGUCGCCAUUGACGCCAUUGGCGCCGUCAAGCACCCCCACCACUUCCUGUCCGUCACCAAGCCUGGCGUCGUCGCCAUUGUCGGCACUGUCGGCAACGAAGACUGCUUCGUCAUUCUCCGCGGCGGCUCCAAGGGCACCAACUACGACGCCAAGAGCAUCCAGGAGGCCAAGCAGAAGCUGCUGGAGAAGAACACCAACCCGCGCAUCAUGGUCGACUGCAGCCACGGAAACUCGGAGAAGAACCACAAGAACCAGCCCAAGGUUGCGCACGUCCUGGCCGAGCAGAUUGCUGCGGGCGAAGAGGCCAUCAUGGGCGUCAUGAUCGAGAGCAACAUCAACGAGGGCAACCAGAAGGUGCCCAAAGAGGGUCGUGCUGGCCUUCAGUACGGCGUUUCCAUCACCGACGCCUGCAUCGGCUGGGAGGACACCGAGCUGGUGCUGGAGGAGCUCGCGAACGCCGUGAAGCAGCGCAGGCAGGCUCUUGGCGCCUAG